CUGUCCAGAGUGCAGAGCUCAGAUAGUGGCUCUAAUCAUUCAGCUUUGAUCAAGGAACCAGCUCUGGCUCGUCUACGGUGUCAGAGUAUGAGAGGAAGCAGUUGUAGACAUAUAGCUGCGAGUUGUGUUAUUUAUUAUUUAUGUGUGUGACAUUAGGCAAAGUUGCUCAUAGCUGGUAAAAGUAUAAGAGUAAAUGGACCAUGAACUGCAGCCGGAGGAUGAUGAAUGUGUCUGCACUGCUCUGCUCGCUGGCAUAUUUUAUUCUGACAGUAGACUUAACUUUGGCUUUCCGGGCAUAUCCAGACAUGGAAUUUACAUUUCUGUUACCUGCCGGCCGCACUGAGUGCUUUUACCAAACCACCAUGAUGAACAACUCCAUUGAGAUUGAAUACCAGGUGAUAGCUGGAUCUGGUCUGGACGUUGGCUUUGUCCUCGUCUCACCCGGUGGACACCUGCUGGUCUCUGACUUCAGGAGCUCUGAUGGCAUCCAUAAGGUGUCUCCCACAGAUGAUGGAGACUACCGGCUGUGUUUCGACAACAGCUUCAGCACACGGUCAGAGAAGAUUGUGUUCUUUGGACUCUUCAUUAGGACUGAUAGUCAAAGCAGCGGUCAAGACACAUGGACAGACAUGGCCACAGUGACAGAGGGUAUGGUGGAGUACAAACUGGAGGACAUCAGGGUGAGUGUAGACUCUGUGUACCAGCACCUGGAGAGGAGUCGUCAGGUCCUGACUGUGCUGCGGGCCUUUGAGGCGAGGGACCGGUAUCUACUGGAGGACAAUCUGUGGCGAGUGUCUUUCUGGUCCUGCAUCAACCUGCUUGUCAUGCUCGCCGUCGCUGCCACACAAAUGUACACCCUGCGAAGCCUGUUUGACAACGUCAACCGGGUUCGCACCUAGUCCUUGCAGAGCAUUCAGUUUUUAUUGACUUUUUUGACUAAAAGGAUAGUCGACAUCGUUUGGAAAAUUAGGGAGACGCUUGAAUAACAACCAAAGAGUUUUUGCUUUAAUGUUUAGUACUGUAACACAUACACAACAAAUAUAGCACUCGUAUUCAUUCAAGCUGUAAAACCGAAGCUCUUCUUACUGUAUUUUUGUUUUUAUUGAAUUAAAAAUAUUACAUCAACAUUAUCAGGAUCUAUCUACGUAUCUAACAGAGCAGCUCUAUUACAAGCAUCACCAACCAACUGUUUUUUACACCAAGUUUUUAUUUACUUUAAGUAACUAAGCCUCAAAAAAAAGAAGUAAAAGUUAAGCAAUAUCCCUGAUCAGUUUCUCCACGUGGAGAUAAAUAGGCACAACACGUUCAAAUUAAGCAGAUGGCAGAUUGUGAUAAGAACAUAUAUAUGUGAAUAAAGAAGACAAGACCUACAGUACAUGCACCUACUGUACAUUCACAAAACAAUUUUGUCUCACACCGAUAUGGAAAUGAUUGGGUCUGCUCAGCUGACUGUUACAUCAUCACUCAUUUACAGUGAAAACACUUGUUUUUCCUUUGUUGUCACUAUAAAAAUGCUACAAUCACACAUUUUCACAUCACACAUAACAUUUAGAUGUUUGACUCCUGAUUUUGCAGCUUGGUUUUUUUUUGGUAUAAAAGCUACUAUUUUGGAUGAGAGUAACCACAGGGAAAAAUAAACUAGUUUUAAAGCUUCA
This is a messenger RNA of Solea senegalensis (Senegalese sole), 1655 nucleotides long. Its product is annotated as transmembrane emp24 domain-containing protein 1-like. The record is from RefSeq and is a predicted model, not a curated record. Gene Ontology annotation, cellular component: COPII-coated ER to Golgi transport vesicle; endoplasmic reticulum; Golgi apparatus. The transcript has 4 exons. Gene Ontology annotation, biological process: Golgi organization; endoplasmic reticulum to Golgi vesicle-mediated transport; intracellular protein transport. The coding region runs from base 201 to 899 and encodes 232 amino acids. Lineage: Eukaryota; Metazoa; Chordata; Actinopteri; Pleuronectiformes; Soleidae.